UCGGUGGGAACCGGUUUAGAGGGUCGACUCGGAAGAUGUCUCCAUUUGGGGGCGGCGCGAUGUAAGCUGCGCCUGAGCUGGGAUGAUAUCACUCCGUUUGGAAGUACUCGUACUGCCGGGGUCCACGGUGGAUGGGCUGUAUACAAAUGACUGCCAAACGAAACUGAUCACAAAACAUAUCUGUCUGUCUUCGCGUUGCACCGGUGACGCCAUCAUCGACAGUCUUUCUCUUCUCUGCGUCUCUGCGUUACGUUGUUCCGCGUCACUCCGUCUUCAGCCUUUUCCAUGGCUUUCGACCACGUCCAAUGACCACGUCCGAGGGAUUGGGUGGUUGGGUACAAAACAUCUCCAGAAACUAGGGCCAAUGAUUUGUCAUUUGUACGAGGAGUUAGUGGCUGCCUACCAGCUUAUUCUGGCUGUGCCUCAGAAGAAACCGUACACGAGUGCCGGCAUCAAACCCUGCCAUGGGGGAAAAACAAGAAACAUUUUUGAGCUAGGCAAGACAUAUCAAAGCACAAGAUUCUGGCGGCGGAUUACAUUCCAUAUCCGCUCGGCGACACAAGACAAGAACCCGCUGGAAAACACUCAAACGUUCGGAAACUAUGUAGGUUGAUUAGUAUAAGAAAAAGAAACACACAAUUCGCAAUCAAUCAAAACCGUCAUGGCCUAUCCGGGAAAAAAAAGAAAGAAAGAAAAAAAGGUAUCCCCUCCUUUUCCAGCCAUCACCCAAGGCAAGGAGAUCAAUGCGUAAGAAAGGAAAAAGGGUUAAGAAGCACAGGGGAAAUCGAUGCGGAGAGACUGCACCAAGAAAAUUCGGAACAUCAAGGGUAAAGGACAAAUGAAAACGUCACCAGGGUGGU
Messenger RNA from Aspergillus aculeatinus CBS 121060, 860 nucleotides. RefSeq lists its product as uncharacterized. Lineage: Eukaryota; Fungi; Ascomycota; Eurotiomycetes; Eurotiales; Aspergillaceae. The record is from RefSeq and is a predicted model, not a curated record. The transcript has a single exon. The coding region runs from base 83 to 613 and encodes 176 amino acids.